AUGUCAGACGUCGCUGCCCUGGAGGCAGAGGUGAAGGAGUUCAAGCUCCAGCUUGAAACCGUCCAAUCGAGUUUGCAGGUAGACCCAGACAACACGGAAUUGCAGAGUCUCCAAACUGAGCUGGAAGAACUUAUAAACCUCACCGAAACAUCCAUUGCCGAACUCAAACCUCCCGCGCCUCCCGUGUCUCAGCCGCCGGCGUCCGCGGCCAAGGAUAAUAGGGCCAAGGAUUCUUACGCAUCUCAACCAACAUACCGCAAACGGACGGUCGAACAGACGGACGAACCGUCAACUCAGACCUCCUUUUCCGUUAACGAGCACGUUCUCGCCCGGUGGGUGUCGGGCGACAACUCGUUCUACCCAGCGCGUAUCACCUCCAUCACCGGCUCGGCGAGCAACCCCGUGUACCUCGUCUCGUUCAAGUCAUAUGGGACGGUGGAAAACCUAACCUCCAAAGACAUCAGGCCCAUCUCCGGCAAUGACUCGCGAAAGCGCAAGGCUGAUGCAAGCUCAGGCAAUUCCUCAUCACAAUCUCCGGCGCCGCCGCCGCCCCACUCGAGCGUGAUCUCCGCCGCCGCGGACAUUAACCCCGCGUUGGCCAACCAGGCGCGUAAGGAGCCGAGCAAGGUGAGCGAUGGGCCGGCGCGCCCGGCCAAGGUGCCCCGGAAGGUGAAGGCCACGCGGGAGCUUGAGGCGGGCAAGAUGAAGUGGAAAGACUUUGCCAGCAAGGGGAAACUGGGUCGCAAGGAGAGCAUGUUCCGCACGGGCGACGGAGUAAAUGCCCGAGUGGGUUUCACUGGCUCUGGCCAGCAAAUGCGCAAAGACCCUGGACGUUCACGACACGUCUACCAGCAGGGCGAAGAGGAAGGCUACUAG
Molecule: messenger RNA, 876 nt
Organism: Aspergillus welwitschiae
Lineage: Eukaryota; Fungi; Ascomycota; Eurotiomycetes; Eurotiales; Aspergillaceae
Product: tudor domain-containing protein
Exons: 3
Coding region: 1-876 (291 amino acids)
Biological process (GO): negative regulation of DNA-templated transcription
Molecular function (GO): DNA-binding transcription factor activity
Source: RefSeq, a predicted model, not a curated record